AUGGCUGCGUCUCAGCACACCUCGGCGCUGGUCGCCUGGGCCACCUCGCACGGCGCACGCCUCCACCCUUCAGUGCAAGUGUACCACGACGCGCAAACCGGCCUCUCGUUCCGCGUGAGUCCCGACGCCGAGACGGGCACCAAGCCCUUCGAGCCCAUAGUCAGCCUGCCGACCGCUGUCACGCUGUCGUACCUCAACGCCCUGCCUGGACGAGACAACCACACGCCGUUCCCCGCGAGCUUCCUGGAGCAAACCCCGCCGCACGUCGUCGGCCGCUUCGUGCUGGUUGCGCAGUUCCUCCUGGGCGACGAGUCCUUCUGGGCGCCGUAUAUCCGCGCUCUCCCGCAGCCGGACCACGUCGCCUCCUGGGCUCUGCCGCCGUUCUGGCCCGCGGAUGAAGCCGAGCUGCUGGACGGGACCAACGUCGAAGUCGGCGUUGGACAGACUCGCUCCAACGUCAAGCGCGAGUUCAAGGCUGCGCAGAAACUCCUCGCCGCGGACGCAUGGCAGCCGGGUCUGGCCUCUCAGCUGUCUCUACCGCUGUAUCAAUGGGCCUACAGCAUCUUCUCCAGCCGCAGCUUCCGCCCCAGUCUCGUCCUCUCGGCUGCGGACCGCGAGACGUUGCCUGCAGGUGUUGGCCUGGACGACUUUUCCGUGCUACUCCCGCUCUUUGACGUAGGGAACCACGACAUGACGGAGGAGGUCCGGUGGGAGCUUGACGAGGGCCGGGCGAGCUGCGAGCUGCGGGUGGCGAAGGCAUAUCAACCCGGCGAGCAAGUCUUCAACAACUACAGCAUGAAGACCAACGCCGAGCUGCUCCUGGGCUACGGCUUCAUGCUUCCAGAGACGGAAGCCCUACACAACGACUACGUACACGUGCGGAAGCGGCAGGCCGCCUCGGCUGCAGCCACCGAGGAGUACUACAUCUCGCUGCGGCCCAUCCGCCACGCCAGCUCGCUGCUCGCGCGCACGAAGCAGGCCGUCCAGCUCAGCGAGUCGGCCACUGUGCUCGGAGCCUUCCAGCACGUGCAGACCGACAUGGUAUGGGACAUCUUCUGCACGCUCGCGCCGCCCGAGCAACACCCGCAGCUCGUCCCCGUCGACGCGGGCCUACAGGGCGACGCGGCGGAGCAGGCUCGGCGAGACGCCUUCUUCGCCGGCAGGGUGAGCGAGCAGGGCACCAUGUACCUACAACAGACGGCGGCCAUCAUCCAGCACAAGGUGAUGCAGGAGCUGGAGCGGCUGGACGAGACGGACGUAGAGGUCGUGGGCGGCGGAGAUCUCACGCGCAACCAGCAGCUCGCGCUGGACUAUCGGGCGCGGUGCAGACGGGUACUGGAAAACACGCUGGAGGCCAUGGACGCAGACGGGCUGUUUGGACAGGAGGAGGAGGAGCAAUGA
Ilyonectria robusta is the source of this 1401-nucleotide messenger RNA. RefSeq lists its product as uncharacterized. Lineage: Eukaryota; Fungi; Ascomycota; Sordariomycetes; Hypocreales; Nectriaceae. Gene Ontology annotation, cellular component: nucleus. Gene Ontology annotation, biological process: peptidyl-lysine monomethylation. The transcript has a single exon. Gene Ontology annotation, molecular function: protein-lysine N-methyltransferase activity. The coding region runs from base 1 to 1401 and encodes 466 amino acids. The record is from RefSeq and is a predicted model, not a curated record.